Molecule: messenger RNA, 2004 nt
Organism: Notolabrus celidotus (New Zealand spotty)
Lineage: Eukaryota; Metazoa; Chordata; Actinopteri; Labriformes; Labridae
Gene: cfap97
Product: cilia and flagella associated protein 97
Exons: 5
Coding region: 277-1803 (508 amino acids)
Biological process (GO): spermatogenesis
Source: RefSeq, a predicted model, not a curated record
ACUGUCUUUAAAUUGUUCUGGGACUCAUCGGAUGCAGAGGACUUCUCCAGAGAACUCCUCAACGCAGCAACCGUUGCCAGGAAGUGACGUAGCUUAGUUACAAGGCACUAUGUGACACCCACGGCAGCAGCCCGCUGACUGUAUACAGAUAACUAUCAUCCUGUUUUGAAAGCCUGUUCAAAGUAACACACAUUUUUAAUGAAGAAAAUGCACUUGUAACAUCAUAUACUAUACUGUGCGACUCUUCUCACGGGCCAGUCUGUGAGGAACACUGCCAUGUUUAACCCUAAUGAACUAGAGGGUGAAGUAGAUCAUUCGUUUUUUGACAGUGACUGUGAAUCUUCCAGCGUCAGUAAGGAUGCUGGGAAAAAGAUGGAGAAAUGCCUGAAAGGUGAAAAGGACAAUCAACCAGCUCAGGAGAGGCUAAAUGGAAAACAAUAUGAAAAUACAAAGGGUGGAUUAUCCCCAAGGACCAAUGGCUCAACAAGACAACUGGCACCACUCAAGAGCAUCAGUAGCAACAGAGCAGAACAGAAAGAAAGCAGCUGCCAAUCAACAGAAGAAGAGAGGGGCAGCACGUCCAGUGUUUCCUCUGUUGCCAGUACUUCAGACCAUGUCAGCAGUGAUAGCAGUGAAAGUGAAGAGGACAUUAAUUUAUCCUCUAAAAGGCCAAAUGGAACAGUUAUGUCUUGGUUGGCUGAAAACAAAGAGGUAGAUAAUAAAACUGUGUUCCAACAAAGUCCAAAUAACACCGAAGGAGAAACUCUAUCAUCCGAUAAUAAACUCUCAGGCUCAAACGGGAGAAAUAAACAAUCUCCUAAAAGAUGGAUAAGAAACCGACGGACAAGAAGUCCAUCCCCCAUUUCAACUGAGGCCAGCGUUGACGCAGACUCUGAGAGCUCCUGUAGCAGUGUCAAACAGACACGCGGUUCAGGGCCCCCCAUCCUUCCCAGGCCUGGCAAAUCUCUAUCCCCAGGAGUGAGAAGGACCUGUGGAGGGGGCUCAGCAGGAUCUCAGGAUGUAGCUGUUGACCCUACAGAAGAGGCAGAGGACACUGUAACAGAUGUGAGCCCCCUCUCCUCUUCUGACUUCAGCCCGCAACAUUCAUUGGAACCAUACCCCAGGGAGACCAAAGAAGGAGCUCUUACAGAGCAGCAGGAGGAGGAAAGUGUGCCCUCCAGUGGCCUUAGCAACACACAGCAAGAUGAGGACUCAGAUCAGGACAAUGAUGAUUGCUCUCUCAGCUCAGACAGCCAAUUCGGAAGCAGAAUGGUCAUCCUCAAUCCUGGGGGAAGACACAGGAAAAACUAUUCCUUCACCAACGACCAGGUUCGAAGCAUAGAUCAAGAGAACCAGCGGCUUCUUCGGGAGCUUUCACGCCUCUCUCCAGGGCCCAGACCAACAAGUAUGGCAGGGAAGAAAACUAGCAUGGCCAAUAACUCACCGCUCAUUCGCCUCUCUCAUAGCGCACGCAACAGGCAGCGGGAACAGCAACGCAUUGAGAGGGAGAACCUGGCUUUCCUGAAGAGGCUGGAGUCUGUCAAACCUACACCUGGGCUAAAGCGCUCACAGCAGCUUUCAGACUACCAGCGACAAAUUUCACACGUGGGAGGUCCUUCUUACCCUGUCUGUUUGUCCACAACAAAGAAGGAGAGGUCGACCAGCAAGCCACCUUCAGAGGGGGCCAGGCCGGUCAGCUCAGUCCAUUGCAGCCCCAGACUGGUUUCCACCAGCACCAACUCCAGAAACACACCAGUACCAAGGUCAAAAAAACCAAGUGCAGUCCGGCCUGCUUGGUGCUGAGAACUCUACAGACAUCUGAUCUACAAUAUAUAACAAUGCUUCUGGUUCGAUGUUGGUUCCCAUUCUUCUCAACAGGAUCAGUUUUGUGGGAACCAAGACUAUAGGUCACAUAUUCAUACAUGUAUGGAUUUGCUAUAUCUUUAGUUGACAAACUCAACUAUUCUGUGCUUUGUAUUGUCAUAAUAAACAACUAUAAAGAUC